AUGCUUUCGAGUUUCGCGAAUGCACAUCGAAUUUCUUCUUUUCCUUCGACUUUCCCAAUUACAACACCUCCUCGAAAACGGUCGCCACGUUCGCGUCUAACCACACCUACACGCUCAGGACUGACUUCACCUUCUCGUGCAAAGUCAGCAAAGUCGGUUAACGGGUCACCUAAAACCUUUAACGGUUUACAGUGUGAUUUGACCAAAAUAUUCAAGUCGUGUAAGAAGAAAAGUCCUAAAAGUAUCAUCAAAAGAGAGAUAUUGAAAUUAGAUGUGAUCGCAAACGAUUGGACUGGCGCAGCUACUCCAUCGAAAGGGAAAAAGAACAAACCUCAGCUUGAUCGAUUUAUUCCAGUGCAUGAAAUAAUGGGAGAUCUAUCGGAACAAUUAAAAAUUCCCCAAAGAGAAACUGGAAAGGAAUACUUGAACAGUAAUGAAUUUGAAUAUCAGGAAAAAUUGGCAGAGGCAUGUGGUGUUGCUCUUGAAAAACGUAUUUUGGCAUUCAAGCCCGAACCCCCAUCAAGCCAGAAAGAAGAUUUACGCCAAUUGUAUAACCGACCAAUGAAACCUUAUCCAUCAGUUCAAUUUAAAAGACGUAUCUUGACAUCACCAGAACGUAUCCUUGAUGCGCCAGGUUUGUUGGAUGAUUAUUAUUUGAAUUUAUUAGAUUGGAAUAUAAAGAACAUGGUCGCUAUUGGAUUAGAUCAAUGUGUUUAUAUUUGGAACGCUGACACCGGUGAUGUAACGAGUCUUGAACGGACUGGUCCAAGCGAUUACAUUGCUAGUUUAUCAUGGUCCGCCAAUGGUGAUUAUUUAGCUGUAGGAACAAGUGAUGGCGACAUUCAAAUCUGGGAUGUUUUAAAAGAACAAAAAAUUCGAUCAAUGAUGGGACAUACAGCACGUGUAGGAGUGCUAACAUGGAACAAACAUAUCAUUUCUUCGGGGUGUAAAGAUGGACAGAUUUGGAAUCAUGAUAUCAGGAUUGCUCAUCAUAAGGUAGCUGAAUUGAUUGACCAUACUAGUGAAGUUUGUGGAUUAAAAUGGCACUACAAUGGCGAUCAAUUGGCAAGUGGAGGAAAUGACAAUCGAGUGAAUAUCUGGGAUGCAAGAUCUAGUACUCCAAAAUUAACAAAGAACAAUCAUGUCGCUGCUGUAAAGGCUUUAGCAUGGUGUCCAUGGCAAAGUCAUCUUCUUGCCACUGGUGGAGGUUCCUAUGAUCGUCACAUUCAUUUCUGGAAUGUAAACUCUGGAGCCCGCGUAAAAUCUAUUGAUACAGGAUCUCAAGUGACUUCACUCAUUUGGUCCAAAGACUUUAAAGAACUUUUAUCAACCCAUGGAUUUCCGAAUCAUAAUAUGGCGAUUUGGUCUUAUCCAACUUUGAAUAAAGUUGCCGACAUUCCAGCCCAUGAAUCUCGUAUAUUGCAUUCAGCAAUAAGUCCCGAUAAACAAGUAGUUUCCACGGCAGCGAGCGAUGAGAAUUUGAAAUUUUGGAGAGUAUUUCAAAACGAAAAGAAAAGCGACAAGUCCAAAAAUGGUGAUAAGGAGAACAUCGGAACCGUCUUUGACGGAUUAACAAUUCGCUAA
Messenger RNA from Funneliformis geosporum, 1584 nucleotides. Lineage: Eukaryota; Fungi; Glomeromycota; Glomeromycetes; Glomerales; Glomeraceae. The record is from the annotation of a GenBank genome assembly.